CUCCGCGCGGUCCGCCCGUCAACAUUUAUUUAUAUAUUAUUUAUAAAAGAACGCGUGUGAUUUGUUUACUAAACGGCCAUUUUGUUUUUUUUUUUGUUGGAAACGGAAAUCGGAACGUGUUGCGUUCUGAAUUUUGUUAUAUGCGUUUAAGAUUCCUUAGUGUUAUAGUGAUGAAAAUAAGCCGAGGAUUCUUUUUAUAAGAAUUCAUCAACAAUCUAACGUUAACAAGAAGAUAGAUUAAAAAAGGCGAGAGACCGCGAACGUUCGAGACAUACCGAAUACACGACUUGGUGACGUCACAACAUGGCGUCUACCGACAAUUCGACCUCCAGCCAAAUAUCUGCAGCAACCGAAGAACACAAGCGCACGGUCGACGAAGCUUUCCUCAACAAGAUGAAAGGCCUCGUCGAACGGCUGCGGCUUGAGAACGCUACCUUGAAGAAGUCGCUCGACGUCGAGCGGAGCGAGGUACGAGCACUCAAGGCCCGACACGAAAGUUCGAUAAGAAACUUAAAGACUGAAUGGAAAAAGAAGGAAGACCUCCUAGAGAAACAGCUGAGAGCUAACAAAACUGACAAAGUCGACGAUUUAUCUAACAAUAAGUUGAUGGAACUUAAAAGGUUGACAACAGAAAUUCAGUCUUUAAAAACUGCGAAUAAGGGUCUUCAAGAGAAACUCAAGGUUGCCCAAGCGGCGGAAUGCGCCCGCGCGGCGGAGUUGCGAGCGCAGGUCGCGAAGCACACCGCUCUGGAACACGCCGCGAGGAGAGAUGCGCGCGCGCAUACACACAAACUGCUGGAGGAAAUCAAAUCGAAGGAGCGGGUGAUCAUACAAUUGAAGAGAGAGGCGGCGCGGGCGUCUAAUGAUCAGACGCAAAGGAUGGAGUUCGGCACCACAAGCUCAUGCAGAAAGCGUGGUGACCAGACAAAAGAGAAGAAUAACAGGGAAGUUUUGAAAACAGACAUACAACAUCGCAAAGAAACAUUCUACAGGGAGGGUCCGUCGGACGAAGACUCCGCUGUGUCGUCUGCUCCAGCCUCUCUUUCCCCUCAACCUCUCAACGAAAUGUGGUCUCGAUGGCCACAGUGCGGGCAAUGCACGCGGCUGUCAGACGCGCUGAGAGACGCGCGCGAUCAACUCGAACUGAUGGAGUUCAGGCUGCUGGAGCUCGAAGACGCCGCGCCUGAUAAGGGUGCUAGGGAGAAUCUAACGGACUCUGAUUCUGGCUGCGUGUCCCCUGGCUCUCGGAUCAAAGACUCCGCGUCACCAGAGCUCAAACGGAUGGACUCCGGUUACAAAUCCCCACAUGUACCAAGCAGUCCGAAUCCAAAAAGACACGCACACAAUGACUUCAAGGAAGACUUUGCUAAAGCUCAAGAGAUUAUGGAGAAUUCCGAAAGCGACUCGCUUAAAAGCAACCCGGUGAAAGAUCAUUUGGAACAGAUGAUACUUAACGCUGUCUCCGUUGAAGAUAGGAAUUGUUUGGAACAAGUACUCAUGAUGCUGUAUAACUUCCAAGCGUUAAGCAGUUCGGUCAGUGAAGAUGAAUGCUUUCAGUCAAAACCAAGGAGAAUAUGUGAUCUGAGACAAAAAUUGGAUAUAGAUAUUCCUCUGCACAAAACCCACAAAGCAAUCGCAACAGUCACACCUUACCAACAGAAGGGAUAUAAAUCAUCAUUAGAAAGUCUCUGCGAUGAAAGGAAACCAAAUAACAUUUUACAAGAGAGCGGUAUUUUUGAAGAAGUCGAAUCUGAAAGCAAGGGUACACAAACCGACAACGAGAGCUUUGAGUUCAGCGGUGAACUGAACACUGAAAUACAACGACUGAAUAGUAUAAGGGAAAAGUUAGAGAAGCAGGGUGUUAGGAAUAGGACGCUCAAGGACGAAGAUAAUCUAGAGUGUAAAUGCGUUAAGUUGGGCAAGAAACACAAACAGUAUUACGAGAGGAGGCUUAAGUUUUUGGAAGGGAAGAUUUCGAUAUACGAAGCGGCUUCAGACGUGAAAGAGGCGAAGUUAGCGAAGAGACUUCAAAAGGAAUAUCAGUUGGAAAACAGAAUACAGGAAUUAGAAAAUCAAGUAUCAGACCUUCAAGACAAGUACGACAGGUUAGAAGAGGAGUUCUGUGAACUGGAAGAAAUAGAAAACGACACACGUCUACAUUGGCAACAGUUAGAGAUGGAGUAUGAGCUGUGUUCUGCGACCCUCCGCGACAUGACUGAACAACGCGAAUGUUCCCGAGCCCAGGCCGAGCGACUGGCAGCGCAGCUCGCUGACAAGGAGUGCGCCUUAAGAGCCAGAGAGGCUGAAUUAUUAUCUAGACUCGAGGGCUUGGAAAAGGCUAUACCGGCUCUCAUCAUGUGGAAUAUAGUGCAGGCUGUUGGACACACUCUCUCUUACGGCGGACGGCAUGCUCUAAUGAGCCGAAUGGGUCCAUACGGACAAACAAGAAAAUCAGUAAUCGCUCACAUAGAACAGAGGAAUAAGGAACACGAAAUAUGCAAUUCUUUGGUUGCUUACAACGAUAAUGUAUCGAUGGGUACGAGGCAGCUACAGAAACAAAUCACCACACUGAUAUCAGAAAAGAAAGAAGUAGAGAAGCAAGCGAUGGAAACGAAGAAGAAAUUGGAGCAGAACGUUAAGAUGUUGGAAGAAGAAUUAGAAACUGUUAAGCGACAACUUGCGGCGACUUCUAGUUGCGCUGAAGCUAAGAAGGGAAAGAUAGAAGAUAAAAUCGUUGAAUUAGAAAAUAAGAUUGCUAAAGAAAAACACGAUCAAAAGCUGCCAGCCGAUACGUCGACGUUACAAGCUCUGUUGCUGCGCGAGCAGGCGUUACAACAGAGGAUCGAGGAGUUGGAGACGAGGGAGCGAGCCUACUUGGACAUGCUGACACAGGCCGACGAUAUGUGGGCCGAGAUGGAGGGAGGGUACAAGAAGAAAAUACACGACUGUACUACCGUACAGACAGAGCUGAAGGGAAAGGUGAAAAAAUUAGAAGAGGAGAGAGAUCAGUGGAAGAACUGCUUCGAGCCUCUGAGGAAGAAGUUGAGGGAGAUAGAAGAAUCUGAAUCCGGCAUGAGAAUAGCAUUGGAGAAGGCCGAGAGAGAUGCGAAGAAUCUGAAAGUACAGAACACGAACCUCGCGGCGUUGUUCGCGAAGGCUGACGCCGAUGCCAAGAAGGCUGAGGUCACUGUCAGGGAUUUGGAAUAUAAGUUCAAGAGGGAGACGGAUCAACUCCGGAAAACGAAUAAGCAGUUGGAUGAAGAUUUGAAGAAUCAUAAGGAAGUCGCCAAGAAAACUGAGAAAUGUUACAUAGGAGACUUGGACUGCAUCAGGAAAGAGCUGACGAGAGCGUGCAAGAACAAUCAAGAGUUAGAAGUGACGAACAGCGAACUUAAGGAAGAGGUCGAAUCUCUGGAAAAGCAGCUGGCUUUAACGCAAAAAGCUUUAAAUCAAUGUAAAAGGAAAUGCGACGAUAGAGUUAAGACAAUGAGCCACGAGCUCUCCAUCAAAACGGAGGAACUGGAGGAGUUGAGAAGCGAGACGCUAAGGAACACCUACCACACGUCCAGAGUCGACCUCAAACCCGACAGGACCGAGUACGUCGACGAGGGGUACUCCAUAUACACAGACAUACCAAAGAAAGAUUACGGCAGGAUGCAUCACAGCAUGAGCUAUAUAUCAGAGUCAAAAUGUUCCUGUCCGUCCAUGAGGAACCAGUUAGUCAGCCAGCUGAUAGAGGAUCUCUUCGAUAGAAUCCACAACUCAGUUGACGAGGAUUUGAGCCAGUUGUGCAGCGACAUCGGGCCCGUCAACGGCAAAGUCAGUGCGGAGGCCAAGUCCAAAAUCAUGAACUACCUCCUCAUGGCGAUAUCUAAGGAACUUAUCAGGUCCAUAGGAGACGCUGAUGCUAAAACCGACAGCGAGGAGUGGCAGCGUUCUGCGGCAUCCUACACCGGCGGACCAAGUUAUAGUGGUAAUGCUGGUGUAGUGAGAGGCGCUGCUCGGCUGGCCAGUGUAAGUUGCGCUUGCGCAGCCGCAAGACUAGCAGCCGCUGAGCCGCAACUAGCAGCAGCUGUUAGGAUGUGCCAAGAGGAAGUUCUGGAACACGGGGACGUGAAAAUUAUGGAGGAGCAACUAGCGAAUGCGAUUGAGAGUAUUGUUAAUUGUCCGUCUUGUGCGCUGGGCACAAACGCGAUAGUUUGGAGUACAGACGUUUAGUGAUCGUGUUUUAAUGAUGUGUUAUUGUUGUAUUUUCAUUUCCAGUCAACCUCCACCGACCUCACACUGGUGCCUUCAUUGUUUUAGCGAGUGACUUUUGUGUAUAUACAUUGUAUUAUACUAAGAUUAUAUUAAAUAAGCGAACGUAACGAGAAAUCUCACGACUCAGAUGCUUCGAAGUGAUUUGUUUAAAGUUUUUUUUUUUAUCUUUAUCUGUACGUUAAAGUAAUUUAUAAUUUCCGUGCCAAUUGUGUUUUGUAAAUAACUACAUGUAUAAUUAUAUAAUAUGUUUUUUGUCCUAGCUCGUUUGUCGAUCUAUUAAUAAUAAAAUUCCGUUAUAACGAAUGUAUCCACACGUCUCACGGUUUUGAGGAUGUUAUUAAUUGUAAUAUUAAUUUCAUUUGAUUAAAUGAAUGCUAUAUUUUA
Danaus plexippus (monarch butterfly) is the source of this 4644-nucleotide messenger RNA. It is a transcript of the gene Pif1A, whose product is annotated as rootletin. The record is from RefSeq and is a predicted model, not a curated record. The transcript is spliced from 23 exons. NCBI's taxonomy places the organism in Eukaryota, Metazoa, Arthropoda, Insecta, Lepidoptera, Nymphalidae. Bases 304 to 4218 code for a protein of 1304 amino acids.